UAUUAGAGAAUCUCCCUGAUUCCACGGCCCUCUUGUAGAAAAAUAGAAAAUCAAUUCCAAUUGAAACCCUUGAUUAGUGCUCAAUUUUAAGACUUAAUUUUGAGACUAGCAACCAGUAGCUAACGGAGGCACCUGUAGCCUUUGGCGCAGACCGUAUUCUGAGGAUGGUCUGCGACGCAGGCUAAGGCACCUGGGGUUCUUGGGAAUGAUCUGAGAGGGGGCCCUUGGUACAUUUCAUUGCGGGGUUAUUUCAAAGGAAUAAAAUGUAUUCCCACUUUCCCUACUUUUUUAUUUCAUCCAUUUGUGAUUUGAUUUCGUCUUGAACACUUUAUCAUAUUCAACACGUUCAGUGGUGAAAACAAUUUUGAAAGAGGCAGCCACCCCAAACACAUUUACAGUGGGUUUUUUUCUCAACAGAUUCAUGGGCAUUUUUAGGCCAAGUUUCCCAAGAAUAAAACCUUCUAUGAAGAUUUGCUGGCUACGGGGGCGAGAUUUACCUUUGAAAUGCAAGACAAUCAUAAAGAAAUAAUUUUUUGGUAGAAAGGGAUAUCUACAAAAGAAAACGAGCAUUUGUUUUCAAUCAUUUGUUCUAGCAAAAAAUUGUUGUUCAAUCGUCGCUUCAAUCCGCUUAGAACCGUUAAUACCUUUGUCCUUUGAAAAAUUGGAUUAGAAUUGGCAGUAAAAACAUCAAAAUCAUAAUCCAAAAGAAAAACCUCUGAAUGCAAUAUGGCAAAUUGUUGCGUGUUUGAACGGAAAAGAAGUUUUCGCCUUCUUUUCUUUUAAAUAAUUUAAUUCUAAAUCAUUCCAUUCUUAGGAUGUGUAGUCAACAUCAGAUUGACUAUUACGUCAUUUAUCUCUUAAUCACGUGUUCAUCAAAAGAUGGCUUUAGGCCUUCAGCUUUUGGCCUUCAGCUUUUGGCCCAAUGACCUUUUCUUCUAAUCUGUGACCUUGCCAUUAAAUCUUUGAACGCGUUCUAGUUAUGCUGCAGAAGCAAAAUGAUACCAAGGAAAAGUACAUUUUCCCACCUCCAAUUGCCUUUUAUCUAACCAUUUCUGAUCCUUGGUUCUAGACUAUGCGUUCUAACGAGAACGCGAGCGACCAAUCUAAAGCCAAUUCAUAUAGCUUUGUCAAGAGUAAAAAUAAAAAUAUGAAUAGGUUAGUAUAAAAAAAUCAUUUACUAAUUGUAACAUGCAUGAUGUUUUUGUUCUAUUUCAAAGGAUGCUUCAAAGUUCAUUCCGUGUGUAGGAUUCCUAUGAGCUACGUUUGUUUUCUCUCUUCAGUUCAUUUACAACGCCAACGUCCCAUUUUAUCUUUACCCUCCACUGCCAAGCAUUGUUCCAAAUUGAAUAGAUCCAGCUUGGUUUUGAUUUAGAGACGCGAGUUGUUUACUGGUUACUUCGAGAGCUGCAGCCGUUUUACGCUACAAAGAAAUGCUAUAUCGAGGAAGAAGCAACAGUGAAAUUACGCGAGAAGCUCGUAACUUCCAAAAUAAAAUACAUCUGUUACAAGAUUCUUAACAAGCAUCUGCUGGAAUGUUAGGAAGCGGCAAUGGCAAUGGCGUUUUUGCUGAUUUGCGCUUUCUCCUACUGCUCUUUUGUUGGCUGUCUGGAUCGUUUUUGGCGAGAAUCGAUUGUAGCAGUGAUAUUCCAAGCUCAGAAGCCUGCACAGAAAUUACCCCUAUUGGCCUGGCAAAUGGCUUUAUUGACAGUAAAAAACUUACGGCCUCGAGCAUAUACUCUCAUGACAUAUACCCAAAACGGUUUUGGGGACCAACUCAGGCUCGCUUAAAAACAGGGUCCUGUUGGUGUGGAGGCAAUUCUAGUUGGAAAGAAGACUGGAUCCAAGUUGAUCUUGGUAGGAGUUACCAACUAACUGGCAUAGCAAUACAGGGUGACCCCCUGGAUCCGCCGAAUGAUAUCGAAGAAUUCUAUGUACAGCUCAGUGAUGACGGGGUGAACUUUAGAAAUGUUACCAGGGUCACUGAUGAGCAUGGUCAUAAUGCGAUCCACGUGUCACCUUCAAGGGACAGUGACGAAAUUCGCUAUUUCUGGUCCCCAGUCUCCGUCACCUCCAGAAUUGUGCGGAUUAAACCAAUAAAACUCCUACUUAUUGGCCACAACGCCAAGUUUUGUUUACGUUUCGAGCUAUAUGGCUGUCUACCAAAAGAACGGGAAAGUCUGCUUCCAGUGGGCCUUGAGAACGGCAUUUUACCAGAUUCACAUGUAAUAGCUUCGUCAAGUCACGUGGGCGAGCCUCCCUAUCAUGCUCGUUUGAAUAUGAGGAAUAGCUGGUGUAUUGAUAUGAUUGCAAACCAGUGGAUUCAGUUCGAUUUAGGACAAGUGCUGGCAGUGAAAGCAUUGACAACACAGGGUCGAUUUGGCAGGACAACAAAUGACAUGGUGUCAGCAUACUAUUUGUCAUUCUCUAAUACAUCCACCGUCCCGUUUUCAUUUUUCAGUAUAAGUGGAAAACGAAAGUUAUUCCAUGGAAACAACGGCACCGCUCAGGACCCAGUAUUUAACAUGAUCACACCAUCAAUCAUCGCGCGUUAUGUCAGAUUGUAUCCAGUGUCAGGUGGACCAUCUGGAAUUGGAGGAGUGGCACCCAGGGAGUAUUGCGUUCGUGCGGAGAUUUUUGCUGAGCACCAAUCUUGCUCUGUGCGCUUGAACAAUGCAGAAAACUCCACAUACUAUUCAUUGUCCAAUGGAAUUAAAGAACGCCUCACUUUGAGCAAUGACAUAUAUUCAAUGCAUGGUUGGUGUGCAGAAAUAGGCGGUCAAACCAAGGUUUUACUAAUCCAAUUCAAUGAGUUGCAGCUGCUUUCUGGUGUUAUCAUAUCCGGCAAUCCAAAUGCUGAAAGCUGGGUAACCGGCUUCAAUAUGAGGCUUGGUCUCGAUUCUAAAAGAAUGGAGUUUAUCGGAAGUUUUAAAGGAACCAUUGGCAGGGCAGAUAUUGCUGUGAACUGGCUCAAGAUAAUGAAGGUCGCUAGAUUUGCUGAGAUCGAGGCAACAAGCUUCGUAGGUCAUAAAUGUUUCAGAGUGAGGCUGCUAGGAUGUUCUGAGGUGCCAAUUCAAGGUGGAGAGCCGAGAACUAGAGUUUUAGCUGUUAAAAAAAAUCAUGUGCUGGUUGAUGUGGAGCUGCCAACCAGUGCCAAUCAAUCAGCGAAUAACACAAUUCUACUGAAGUACGCUUGUGUUAACAGCAGUGACUCCAACCUCUGUUUCGACUUAACUGAGAAAGAAAUGGUAUUUACAGUUCAUGGGAACACCACACUCAAUAUCAGUAGCCUCGCCCCUGGAAUGAGGUACAAAGGAACAGUUCAGCUUGUAUACGAACAAAGCGUCAGUCCGAAGAGAGCAUUCGAAUUUAUGACAGAAAGAAUUGGCACUACAGUACAGUCAACCAAGCAGAUGCCUUAUAUGUCGAAAGCAUCAUUCAGUGGGUCUGGUCCAUCAAUUAGUAACGAUGUAUCAACAGACAUAGCUUUAUUUCAAUCUGUAUACAGGAAUACACAAACGGAAGCAAUUGUAUUUGAUGGGUUGAUAUUGGCCUCUCAUGGUACAGAAUAUGCAACAUUGUUGACGAGUCAGGCCAAGUUAAGUGAUUCAGAUGUUCCUGUGGCAACAUUCCUGCCAAGUUUCAGUGCAGAAAGUGCUACAGAAAUGAAAACUACAAAAGGUUCGAGAGAUAAAAAUUAUAGUUCUGCAAGUGCUAGAUUACCUCACGUUCCAGAGGGUACGCCAAUGAUGCAUGACUCAAACAACACCCCUUUUCUAAUGCCAACAGAGUUCACUGCUGAAUCUACUAGCUUUGCCAAAAUUUUAAAUUUGCAAAGCAGUUUAUCAGCCGCCUUUGUUGACAGACAAUCAACGAAAUUGUAUGCCUCGGGCUACGAAAACACAUUGAAAAGCAGAUCAGAGCAGUUACACACAGUUCAUGGUACUUUAGGGAUAAGUUCAUCAACUCGUGUUAACGAAACAUACACACAACGAAGCAUUGCUAUCAGCCUACGUCUCCCGAAUCUCUCUUCAUCGAAAUUCCUCAAUGCUCUUCCCAGUGAAUAUCCUCCGCCAUCUACAGAAAUCGCAAGUGCAACGAGAACGGAAUAUUCUUCAGACCAAAACCAUAGAGUUACGUUUGUUGAAUAUGUAACUCCUUGUUGGAUCACGUACUAUAUCAACGCUCCAUCAUCUUUUGGUAUCCAGUCAGCUAAUUAUACGGCACAAGUGGAAAGUGGCAUAACAUCAACAAUAAGCUCAGAAUAUGUCAGAAAUAUGUCCCAAACGAUUUCAGUAUCAUCACCAAAACUCACUGGAGCAAAAACAAGCGAUGUAAUGUAUUUUCCUUCAAGUAUUGCCUCUCAAGUCUCAUUGACCAAGACUAUGAUUACGUCAUUGAUGGCGUCAUUACCUAGAGGGUCUGCUUCCUCCUUCAUCUAUGACGUCAGUGAAGAUAUAGAAGGCCAUACAGCAUCGUCUUCUCAAACAUCUGCUUUUACGACGCAAGCAAUAGACACCGUAUCUAGUUCCGUAAACUGGAGAAAAACGCCAAAUAAUUUGAGAACAUUGCCUGCCUCAAGACACAGCACGGGUUUUAUCAGCUCUAAAACUGAUGGCACAUUUAUCAAUUCCUCUAACCUGAGAUCAAGCAGCCAAAGCAAAGCAACAUUAACGAUAACAUCUACCAUUGUUACAGAUCCUUGGACUGGUGUAAAUGUUAUCAACAGAAAGAGGAGGGAAGUUUUACCAUACAGCCCUUCUAUAAUGCCAUCCUUUGCGUCCUCUCACAAUAUGUACCUUUCGACUGAUGUAAUAGCUGGGGGACUGAAAAUGAUGAGUGCUAGGGGCACGCAGAGCCAAUAUACAGUGGGUAAUACUUUUGCAUCCAUGGCUGAAAGUAUGAAGUUAAUACUGACGUCAACACUCGGUUACUGCUCAGUCAGCUUAUCUGAAAGAGAAACCAUUCAACCUGUAGAGUUUUUUACUGCAUCCCAUAGCAAUACUGUUUUAUCAACAGACAAAUUGUUUCCCAUCACUUCCAGCCUUCAGCCAAUUGAACCCAGGCCUCAGCCAAGUAGCUCCCAAUCUCAAAAUCCAAGCCUUCCAUUAUCAGCAGCAAUUGCAAACGACAUCCAAUAUGAUUCUAGUAUAGAUUCUCAUGUUGAAAUGACACAAGGUGCUUUUUUCUCUGCAACGCCUCGGCAACCUCAAAGCAACAUUAACGGAGGCUCUGCACAAAGGAACAACACGGUGCUUGAAACGAAUAACGGAGUUUCCACGCAUAUAAAGGUGACGACGUCACAUGUUAAGGUUUUGAAAUCCCAGUCUACAUCAACUUUCAUUGACUCAUUUGCAACUAUCCAGCCAGCAGGGGACAUUGAAGAGAAUUUCACCUUAGCACUCUCUUCUAUUUCUGCUCCUUUGAACCAGAAGAAAACAAUUAGUACACCAAUGAUUUUGGAAUCAUCUUUGAGUACAAAAGAUGUUACCAGUUCAGCAUCUACUUUCAGUUCCCGGGAUACAAUUUAUCAUACCUCCCAACAAGCCUCUAUAUAUGUGACGUCACAACAGGCGUAUCCUUCUCCAAGCAUAAAUGAACUUAUAACCCCAACACUUGUUUCACCGUCUUUGCAAACGCCAAAACUAAGUAAGAUGGAAAACACUAGCUUUAUUGGCAUCCAAACUGACAUAAAUUCUGCUGAUAGAUUUCCACUGUCUUCAACUCUGCCAAAGCAAAACAGUUACAAUGAAACUUAUUCUGAUUUGAAAGGCAGUAGCAGCAGUAUUGUUUCUACUGUCCAACCAACACUUUCUUUUGCAUCUUCAGAAGGUUGGCAAUCUGAUGGCCUAAUGUCUACAGAUAGUUUUCAGCAUCCUGGGGACGAGUUUCUACAGUCGAAUGUCUCGUUUCCAGUAAAUGCAACGAGCAGUACAGUGUUUUUCUCGGUACCUUCAGCUACACCAGACAGCACCUACCAAUCUACCGCUGAAUCUUCUAUAUUGUCUCCUCUCAUUGGGGAAUCUCUAUUGAUUUCACCAAAAGCAACAUUCCAGCAGGAAUUUUCGUUGUCUCUGUUCAACAUAACCGAGUUUUCUUUGAUGCAGUCUUCAUCUGCUUUUAUCCAGUUAUCGGUAAAUUUUGGCAGCGAAAAUUUAUCGACGAAUUAUCAGCUUAUGGAAACAGAAACUUUGAAUUCUAUUUCAGAAAUGACUACGGACUUACUAGCAACAUCAAGCAGCCAAAAACCGUCGAUAUCCGACUCAUUGCAGGUUGCUUCCACGUCACAUUAUUUCAAAGAGGCACCGCAGUUCGCCCAUCCCAGCCUGUCGGUUUCCAGCCCAAGCAUUGUGAGUACAAACCAGAACCAGACCUUGCAAUCAAUCCCGUAUCUGAAAAGCAAAUCCACGGGUGAUACUUCAUUCGCUACUGUAGCUAUCGAGAACACACUGGUCUCUCAAUUCAUAUCACAGUUUCCAAGUGCCAAUACCGCUGAAAGCCAAUCAGUUUUUCAAGGAAACAUUUCAGAUUACUCAGAAAGAGUUUCACGUUCCUUAUUUUCUCCUGUAACAACUGAGUAUUUUGAAUCUGUAGCUUGGACGCUCUCAACAGCCAAAGAACCAGCCUCACAGAUAAUAACGGACCUUUCUCCAACUGCCCAAAGUAAAGCACAUACUGAGAUCAAUUUUCUGCCAAGCCCAUCAUUGGAAAAAUUAACAACCAUUAAUGGUGUCGACUCGCUCAGCAGUGACUCACAGACAAGCCCUCAACCUAGCACAUCUUCUGUAGUGAGGCACAAUCUCACCGUCGAUACGAAGUUACAAGACUUAAGUUUGACAUACAUUCAAAGCUCGUUUACUUUAGCAUUGACACAGAGCAAAGCCCACAAAGUGGUCAAUAUUUCUCUCAGCUCGUCUUUAGAUUCGAUCGAAACCAGUAAAAGUGCUGAUUACCUCAGCAAUGGCUCACAGACAAGCCUUCAGUAUGAUUUAUCUCUCGCCAGUAUCGGUCAAAACUCAAGUUUCACAAACGUCUCGCGUUCAACUACAUCAGCUUUGGCACAGAGCAAACCCAGCGCUGUGAUCACGAUUUCCCCGAGCUCCUCUUUGGAGUCUAUUAAGACCAAUCAGAGUACCAACGUCCUUAGCAUUGGCUCACAGACAAGCCUUUUAUAUAGUAUUUCAUCAUCUAGCGUUGGUCAGCACUCAAGCUCCGUCACAGACAGUGCAUUUAGAAACACAAGUUCCACAUUCACUUCAACAUAUCUACCAGUGACACCAGGAUUGUUCUUUUCUUCAACAAUAGACCAAGUUACGAACGUGGAUCAGCAGUUAUUCAAUGCAACAUCUACAGUGGCUGUACCAACCAAAUUCCUAGCAUUCAAAAGCUCUGUUACUGUUUCGAAAGACAAUGUCGCCCCUGAAUCCAGUGCAAGUCUCUUUGUUUAUCUUUCUGAAGCACCAUCUAUUAACAGUAGGAAAUUGAGCCUUCAGAAUGUCUCCAUUGGAAUAUUUUCUACAGUUCUCAAUACAUCUGCUGAAAAUGCAAAAUUUUCAUUAUCAAAGCACAUCGACCAAUCAUCAUCACCGAAAGAAGUCAGUUCCAGGAAAAUAUUCCAAGAAGCUGUAUCAUCGAUUCCAGUCGUUUCCGUUUCUAGUGAUCUUCAUAAAGACACAAUGACAGCGCCAAUUUUUAAAGCAACACCUUCUCAAGUUAUUUCCUUGGCAUCAAUUUUUACAAAUGCUUCACAUUCUAUAGCUUCUCCUGCCAUUCCUGAGUUGUCUAAAUCCGCUCUUCGACCGGUUUCAGUAUCCACCGAACCUACAAGAAAAUUAUUACCUGACCAAAGUUUAGCUACCUUGGAAAUUUCGCAAAGAAAAGCUGGUUAUGCGACAACAAUUCAGCCUAGCCUGUCCUCAGGAUUCAUCCAAACUGAUAGCAAUUUUGAGUCGGGAAGAAGUUUUGCGGAAUCGGGCACAACCAGACUGCCUAUACCUGUCUCUAGUGUCUUGGAACUGCAAAGUGUGGACAUGAAUUCAAGGUUAAAUCAACGACGGACUGUGAGUUUCAGUGCUAGAUCAAGCAAUAUCAAAGGGAAUACGAGCACUGUUUUGUCCACUUCACCUUCAUCGUCUUUUUCCAGCAUACACACCAACGCAAGUAUCGUUUCUUUACUCCAGAAACGACUCUCGCAGCGUACCCAUCAGUUAUCAUCUCAAAAUGAAUCUCCAGCAACAAUUUCACCAGCGGGAACCAAACGUCUCUAUGAAUCGCCUGCUGUAAACAUUUCAUCGAGCCUUGCUAUCAAUGAACAUAUGACGUCAAACAUAAAUUUUGUAAAAAGUACAGUUAAAGUCUCUUCUACAACAUUAUUGUCGAGAGUUUUGCCUUCCUCUCCCUCCAUGUCAACCAUUCAAGCUCUAGAUUCAACCAAUUCAUCAGCAGCUUAUAAAUACUUGCCAGUAACGUCAAAUCUGCUUGUCUUUGCAAAGAGUACAAUACUCGGAGUAGACUGGGCUACAGUGACGUCACAAUCCCAGUCCUUGCUUACCACACCUCUGUCAGUACCAAGUAGAGUACCUUCAUCAAGCCUGGUUACUCGUUCGGUUUCAAGCAUAACAACAUCAUCGUUCUUUCCCCUAACAUCAAUUCCUCCUACCGUGUAUGGCCUGGCUUACGUGCCAAUGGAAGUACCAAUAACAAAGGAUGUCUCAAGCGUGUCCUAUCUGAACUCUCUCGAGACAAAAAUCAUUGCAACCUACAACCUUCUACGUUUCAAAAGGAAAAAGAGAGACGUGACGCUAAAUGGAAAUACUGCGAAGAUUAUCAUCUUGUCACGCAGAGGAACUACUGGGUUUGUUGACGUUGUGUUUUAUGUAUUGGAAAGGAACACUAUGGUUGCAGCUCAGAGGACCGUGGAUACCCUGAAUCAGAUGACACUUCAGGCUCUUACUCAGAGGUUUGGAGACACGGUUCUUGGGCCUGUUGUGGUUUACGGCACAACAACAGUGGCAGCAACAACAACAGCAAUAGUGUCCACCCACUGGCUUCUUGGCACUGUUUUUCUUAACAACGACCCAAAUCGAAACCUGUCUAGCUCUCAUAACAUUGCAUUGUUCGAAAAGAAGAUUGCCGAGUUCUAUAAAACUGAUGGCACAGCAACAGCGAAGGUAAACUUCCGAAUUCUUGAGCCUGCAAAUAUUUUCUACAUCGAGUUUUUCGUCAGGCAUAGUGGAGUUUUACAGUCUGGUGACGUCAUCGAAACAUUCUUCAGAGGAAAAACACUUGCCGCCCUCAGCGCCUCGAUUUCAUGGACCGUCAUUGCGUUGCCCUACUCCAUAAGUAACAUCAAAUCAACAGACGCUAAUCACGUGAAAAUGGUCCUAAAAGUUGCUUCAGGCACCCAGAUCGUGACACAAGGUUUCAAAGAUUCCAUUUCUACGAAAAUAACCAUGAUGUACCGGGAGGCGAAGUAUGAGCAAAUUGGCGUUCAAAUUCGUGGCAGUGUCACUACAUUCAUUGUCUCUUUGACUUUGCCUCAAGCUGACCAAGGAAAGAUCGUCUUUUUCAUCCUUGACAAGGGGCAAGUUCUUCUGGCGUCAGCACUUGUUGAUAUUUUUGCCAAAUUGUCGUUAACCAGAAUGGCAACAAUUUUAGGCCUUGAGGUUCUUUCCCGUCCAGCUCUUGUGACGUCACUGAUUCCAACUGUAACUUCAAAAUCGGAAUCUUAUAUCUGGAUAAUAGCAGUCUCCGUGGCUGCAUUUCUUCUUGUGCUUCUGGUCAUCACAUGUCUUUUCUAUAGAUGGAAAAAUGGCCGACCUGGCGAGAAAAAGAGUGCUAUCACCAAAGAUCAUAUACAAAGGGUGGAUUUGCCUUCCAAGGCUGAUUUAGAGUUAAAGGAAUUGCGUAUGAACAGUGACGUUACGAUGUAUGCUCAAGACGAGUAUCAUGGAACAGGACGCAAGAAGCCGGUCAGUUUUGCAUCCAACAACAACAACAAAGACCGCAUUCGUUCCAAGCGCCGCAAAGUUCGCAAACCAUCUGAUGCUACAUUUGUAAGCAGAGCGGCGACCAGAUCACAAAUGGAGAAUGGCAAUCUAAGAUUUCUUAAGGACAACACCAGCGUCAGUUCUUCGAUCCAAAGCUAUGACUCUGAAACCAGCUCGAGUGGGUACCUUCGAGCUAGAGCCACCCCCGUAAAACAUUCGAAUCAACCAAUCAACACCAAGGAGCACCGUAAAAAAGCAGAGACUCCCCGUGUCUCCGAACAAGACCUUUCCAGCGAAGAUGUGUCAUAUGAAAACUAUGCGAAGGAGGAUGACCACUUGUAUGAAUCAAUCAAACAGCUACGCAAGACCGUGGAGAUGCAAAAAGCUGCAUCUACUGCUGUAAAAUUACCCCCUGCGAGGCAGGUUACGUAUACUGAUGUGAGGCCAAGGAAAGAGACUCCUUCGCAGCAGAUGGUUAUAGAAAAUGCAGCGUAUGACAGUCGCUCAGAGUUGAACAGAAAGCUUUAUCUUUCAACGAAAGAUGAUGAAAAUAGGAUAACCAAGGAAACGCAACAAACGGCUGCGGAAUUGCCCCCUGUGAGGCAGCUUAGAUAUAUCGAUACGAUGUCAAAGAACGAGGCUCCACUGCAGCAGAGGUUUAAAGAAAACGCAACGUACGUUAGCAUGUUUGAUAUGGAGAGGAUACCUUCCGGUCAUGAAAAAGAAAACGAGGAUUUACAGUCCAUACCAGACCUGACGAUUGCAUAUGCUUUGAAACAGAAAGCAGAAGUUGAACGAAGCAAAAACAAAUUGAGACAGAAAGAGAAGAAGUUAUCAAUACAGAGGCAUAUGGCGGCCAAAGACCACCAGUUUACCGAGGCUGAACAUUCUUCAGAUAACUGUGUAUUAACAACAAAAGUGGGCGAAAAGUCAAUAAAAAGACCAAAACGUCGGUGGAAGAGUGGCAAGGUCGAUGUUGCUGGUUAUGAAGAGGUGCCUGAAAAACCAGCUGUGAAGCUGAACAAUUUUUUUAAACUUGAUGAGCCUUCAGCCACAGAUCUAGUUGACAAAGAUAAUACCGAGUCUAAAAACACAGUCUUUGCUCCAUCUACCGACCUGGAUGACGUUAAACUGAACGAAGCCAAACAGAAAAUUCAUGGACUUUUGAAUGACGCAUUUUCAAUGAUACCAGGAAGUAGAGUUGGGUUUUGGAAAAAGGGAGAAGCUUCUAAGGAUAAAGUUCAGAUUUAUGAAGAUUCCUUCACAGAGCAAAAGGAGACAGCUGAUUUCAGUGAAGCUCCUCCAGAUAUGAAUUUCGGUGAAUAUACUCAGUUAUCAAGAACUCCAAACGAUUCAAUUUCAUUUCACGAUAUACUCUUGCAAAGACCUAUGACUAGUCCGCCUCCAUGGCAGCUUGCAUCCCCCUCUUCCACUCGACUGCUACCGCAAGGUUUAAAAAGACCAUUUGGAGGUAACAAAAGCGAAAGGUAUCUAAGUACACUUCCCCAAGCCCCACAACAUGCACCGCCACAACUCUACAAAAUUUCACCAGCACCGAUGCCGUACGUUCUAACCCCUGCGCCGGAGCAGCAUGUAUACUUAACACCAGUGGCUCGCAGCUUUGAAAACCAACUGUUCAGUUCGUUAGAAGAAAACGAAGAAUCUUUCGAAAACGCUCCGUCAAAUGAUGCAUCAUCUGUAAACCAAAGCCAUAUUCCGGCUGACGAUAAACAUUUUAGCAUCCAAGAGCUCUCGACAGAUAAUUCUCAAAAUCCACAAUCACUUGUACAGUAUAUCAAAAAAGAACUUCUAAAGUUAGCUACAUCAAACAGAGCAAAAUCUUAUCAACAACAGACGGAGAUGAUUUGAUCACUUGUCUGGAUAGCAGCCACAGCAAUCCUGGAUUCGGUGCAUGAAAAUUCUUCACCUGAGGUGUUUAGAACUAGACAGCAUUUCAAGGUUUAAAAUGUAUUUAAAGAUAUUCUAAAAAGUUGAUUGUAUUUUUUACAGAUCUGCUAUGCCUCCUAAUAAUUCCAUGUUUUGAAUUUGUCAUACUUUUAGCAGGGAAUAGAUUUUAAGAAUGGCAUCAAUAAAAGAAGACAUUUUUAGACAUUCUUCAGAUUUUUAUUUGAACUUUUUCUGAUAUUUUAUUUCAUAAGGGGUGUCUAAUGAACAGGCACGCCGGAGGCUGCAGCCCCUCCCCCCUUCACUUUUUCGCUAAACUGUUAUAUCAAGGUUGUAACAGCUAAAUUGGGCCUUCUUAAGCCUUCUUUCGUUGAUGAAUUAAAACUGAUUUAUAAGCGUGAGGUCUAGUGUCUUCGAGAGAUUUCUCCAAACGGUAUAAAGGGCCUUUGUUAGGUUUAUCAACCUAAAUUUUUCACUUCUGUGUAACACAUUGCAAGUUACUGCUAAUAUUAUCCCUUAUUAGAAAAGGAUGGAAGACCAAGUCUUUUACAUAUUUCUGACAUAUUCCUAGUGUAUAUAUGAAUAUAAACAAAUCAUGAACAGGUGAUAUCCUGAAAGCCCCUGGAAGAAAAAACAUCAUAGGACUCAGCACUCUACCUGCAAAUAAAGAAAUUGCAGGAACCUAUAAAUCCCAUAACAUAAUCUUUAAUAUGUCAAGAGGGCUCCAGAAGCUUAGAAUGAUAUUUCCGUUUGUUAUCAAAGAGCAGUAAUGAGUUUAUCUUACGAGCUGAAAGCAACUCAAACACAACUCUCUGGUAGAUCAUCUGCAAUAUAGAAUCGUUAAUAUACUUAAUUUUAACUUUAACUGUAUAUAUGUAUUCGUGUUCUUAUGGAAUUAUUGUUUGUAUUGUGUUUGUAGCCUGAAGAGAUUUUGCGUACAUAUUAUAAAUUUAAAAGUAGCAAUGAAAAUAUUAUGGCAUUCUUAAGAUCUGAAAAGUAAUGAAAUCUUAUCCAGAUCGAGAGUUGAAAGUUUUAUUCUAAUCGCAUACUAUUUUUAUUUUUGCACAGUUGCUUAGUGCUUUGAGAGUCUCUUCAGCGUCAGAGACAAACUUUUCCAUCAAUUUUAGGAACUUUAUCAGUAUAGCGUACUUUUCAGAAAACCUUCAGCCUCUCGACAUUAUGGCUGCGCUAUUUUUGAAAAAAAUAAAGCAAAAUUGCUUCAAAGCUAAUACCCUAAAAAUCUGGCUGCUUACACGAAAUUCCUGGUAUUCUUGGCGAAUUG
Molecule: messenger RNA, 13173 nt
Organism: Rhopilema esculentum
Lineage: Eukaryota; Metazoa; Cnidaria; Scyphozoa; Rhizostomeae; Rhizostomatidae
Source: RefSeq, a predicted model, not a curated record